GGGCGGCCGGGCCCGCCUCUGCCGCUCGGCACGGCAGCACCGCGGACAGCGCCAGUCCCGCCGCGCCCCCCGGCACGGCCCCGGUGACAGCGCCGGUUCCCCCGGCACAGCCCAGCCCGGCCCGGGCCCCCAGCCCCGCGCCAUGGCCACGGAGGUUCACAGCCUGCAGGAGCUGCGGCGCAGUGCAUCUCUGGCCACCAAGGUCUUUGUGCAGCGGGAUUACAGCGAUGGGACCACAUGCCAGUUCCAGACAAAGUUCCCCCCUGAGCUGGAGAGCCGGAUUGAGCGGCAACUCUUUGAGGAAACAGUGAAAACCCUUAAUGGCUUCUAUGCUGAGGCGGAGAAGAUCGGGGGCAGCUCCUACCUGGAGGGGUGCCUGGCCUGUGCCACUGCCUAUUUCAUCUUCCUCUGCAUGGAGACGCACUACGAGAAGGUCCUGAAGAAGAUCUCCAAGUACAUCCAGGACCAGAACGAGAAGAUCUAUGCACCACGGGGGCUGCUGCUCACUGACCCCCUGGAGCGCGGCAUGAGGGUUAUUGAGAUCUCCAUCUACGAGGACCGGUGCAGCAGCGGCAGCUCCAGCAGCGGCAGCUCCAGCAGCAGCAGCAGUGGGGGGGGUGGCGGGGCGGGGGGCCGGUGACUGGCAGGGGGUCCCUGCAGGGACUCGUACUGCCGGGACAGUGGUCUGUCCGAGCUCCGCAGGCUGCACUACCAGAGCACCCGCUUCUGAGCCCAGGGAGAGCGGGAGGGAGGCCGGGGGCUCCCACCCCUGUCUGCUCUGUGCCCCCCCACAAGCGGCUCUGCCCCUGCUCAGUCCCACUGCGGGCAGGGGCUGGGGCUGGUGUAUCCCAGGUGCUUCCCACUGAGAGAAACUGGUGCCAAGGGGCUGCUGCAGCCCACCGGGUGCUCGCUGUUGCUGCCUCUGCCCCAAGUGAAGGAGCUUGCCCAGCUGCGUAAGGAGCGCCCUGUGUGUCAUGCAUCAGGACUGGUAAAACCCCAGGCAGCGCUAAGGGGGGGACACGCACUUAUCCCUAAGCCCAU
Messenger RNA from Neopsephotus bourkii (Bourke's parrot), 1041 nucleotides. It is a transcript of the gene GOLGA7B, whose product is annotated as golgin A7 family member B. Gene Ontology annotation, cellular component: palmitoyltransferase complex. The transcript is spliced from 5 exons. Gene Ontology annotation, biological process: peptidyl-L-cysteine S-palmitoylation; protein targeting to membrane. The coding region runs from base 143 to 640 and encodes 165 amino acids. The record is from RefSeq and is a predicted model, not a curated record. Lineage: Eukaryota; Metazoa; Chordata; Aves; Psittaciformes; Psittacidae.